AUGGACCUCACGGAGAUUUCUGAAGUAUGUCCAGAUGAUAACAGAAGAGGAGCAGAUUAUUUUACAGAUGAACAAAGACGACAAAAAGUUGAGGAAUAUCUAUCAAGAAAAAAGACCUUUUCUGGUGUGCCCAUUCAAGAAAAUGAGGCAUCGAUCAGCAGCAGAACUAGGAGAGCAACUAGCAAUAAACUGCAAGACAAAAUACAGCUCUCAACAUCUCCAAAGCCAGGAAUGGAAAAUAAAGAGAAUGCUAAUAAACUGUCAUGGGACCAAUCAAGUGGAACCUCAGGAAAAAAUGUUAUUUUAAACUCUUCCACAGUGACACUGACAAAUUCCAUAUCGGGCACAAACUGCAAUCCUGAAGAUCAUGCUUCCAAGGAUGAAGUCACUGAAAUAAAAUCUCAGCCUGUGUCACUUAGCAAGUCCUUCUUGCAAAUAAAAAGCAAAAAAGAGAAGCAAUUGAUAGCAGAAAAACAAAAUUCAAGUGUCAGCCUACCAAAGAAACCAGUACUUGGUACAUAUCGUGGCAAAGUUAUCCAAUCCAAGAUAAACUCCUUCCGAAAAGCACCAAAAAGUGAGGGGGAAAAGAGUUCUUUGCCAGACAAGAAGCUUCUUCCUCUUGCCACCAAACCAGCAGCAAGUUCUUUGCCCACGAGCAGCUGUGGUGUAUUUCUAAAGACCAUCAAAGUCACAAACUGCCCUAAUUCUGUAAAACCAAAUGGUGUCCUCCCAUUCCAGAGCAAACCAUCUGACAAAGCUGCUAUUAAGUCACAGUCUAGUCUGAAGAAACGGCAACCAACAUCUGCUGUGGCACCAAAGAAAGUAGCAGCCCAAAAAAUGAUGGGUGGAAGGGGACCACAGCCACUGAAGGCUGCUUCUAACAAUUCUGACCACAGAGCACCAGGAGUGAAGAAAUGUGCAGAUUUUUGUGAAGAUGCAAGACCAGAAGCUCCAGCAAAACUAAUUUCUGUUGUUCCUGGUACAAAAUCGGGACUGGAUUCUAAAACUAAGGGCAACAGAAAAUCUGUUCUGCCAAAAGAGUCAGCAGAAGAGAGAAGAGCUCGCCUGGAUGAAUGGAGGUCAUCUAGAGGAAAAGUGAUGAGGAGACCUCCUAGAUAUGUGCUUCUGGGACCCCAGUCUAAAAGCAAAGAACAAGAAUUCUCUUCUGGUGAUUCUUUAGAGCAAGUAUUACAUAGCGAAAAGGUCAACAAGACUCUCGCAGAAUGUCUGCAGUUAACCAAACAGGGAUGUCAAGGCGAUGAAGUACAUGCCAUGUUGGAAGACCUGAUACAGAGCAUUCCUGGGGUUAAAAAGCUUGCGAAAUAUUGGAUCUGCUGUAUGCGUCUUGAACAGAUGGGCCCUCUUGAAAAACUUAUUGCUGUCUAUGAGGAGGCCAUUUUGGCAGGAGCAGUGCCUAAAGAUGAACUACGACACACACUAAUAGAGACUAUGAAAAAUACCGAAAACCUUUUUAAGUCUGAGGAUGGGGGAACUGUGAUAGAAGCUCAUUUAUGUGAGGUAGUGGAAGUCAACAAGGAACCAAAUUCAUAUGUAGAGCUGGCUCAGGAGGCCUUCAAGGAUCUCUGCUCUGAGGAUGACCAAAAAGCAGAGAGUGAUGACAAGAAGGCAGAGACUAGCACUGAAGUGAUCAAAAAAGAAGAAAUGGAUUUAGACUUGAAACAGAGAGAAGAGAUCUUGCCAAAGAAGAAUAAAAAGCACAAGACUAAAGAACACAAAAAAAAGAAAGGAAAAUGUGAAACAGAAGAGCAGAAUGAUGGUGGGGUGAAAGAUACAGCCCCAGCAGUUAAUUCUCCUGAGAAGAAUGACGCAUCUUAUUUAAUGAGAUACAAUCCAUCUACCACACCGUGCCUGGAAAGUGUGAAGAUGCACCAUGAGGCAAAUGACGCCAGUGCUAAAGACCUGACAAUUGUAACCCCUUUGCGAUAUUCUCAACGCAUUCGGGAGAAGAUGUGCAAGCUGUCGAAUACUCUUAAAGAUCAAGAUCCAUCUGUCUCUUCAUUUGAACAGCUGGGAGAAUUGGAAUCAAAAGCCACUGCAUUUACCCACAAACAGAGCAAUGAGCUCAAAGAAGCAAGUGCUGAAGUAGAAGAGUAA
Molecule: messenger RNA, 2115 nt
Organism: Nipponia nippon (crested ibis)
Lineage: Eukaryota; Metazoa; Chordata; Aves; Pelecaniformes; Threskiornithidae
Source: RefSeq, a predicted model, not a curated record